AUGUUCCAGUUAAUUUUUUAUCUAAAUCUUUUUCAAUUUUAUGAACAAAAUAAAUCAAUAAUACUACUAACAUUUGAUAGAUUGGGCCCCAUAAUUUUAAUUAGUUACAAUCUUGAAAUAUAUUAUGCCCUUUUUAUUACGUAUCAUUUUAUUUUUUUGUUACAUGGAGCUUUCGGUAAUAAUAAAGCACGCUUGAAGCCCACAGUAUGGCCCGGUAAGGAUGUAAAAGGUUGUCUCUCCUCCAAUAAAAACAGUACGACAAUCUAUCAACGAUUGGAAAAAAAAUAG
Messenger RNA from Nezara viridula (southern green stink bug), 288 nucleotides. NCBI's taxonomy places the organism in Eukaryota, Metazoa, Arthropoda, Insecta, Hemiptera, Pentatomidae. The record is from the annotation of a GenBank genome assembly.